Molecule: messenger RNA, 1799 nt
Organism: Hevea brasiliensis (rubber tree)
Lineage: Eukaryota; Viridiplantae; Streptophyta; Magnoliopsida; Malpighiales; Euphorbiaceae
Product: BAG family molecular chaperone regulator 7
Exons: 3
Coding region: 393-1535 (380 amino acids)
Biological process (GO): protein folding
Cellular component (GO): plasmodesma
Molecular function (GO): protein binding
Source: RefSeq, a predicted model, not a curated record
GUGGGGUCAGUGUCCAGCGUCAGACGUCGCUCAUCUUAUGCAGUAAUCGCACUAUCAGAUUCUCGUUGUCUAUGUAAUUCUUUGAUAACGACACGCCCAUUUAUGUACAUUAGAUUCGAAUAUGCGGCGAACACCUUUCUUCACUUAUCCGCUCUUCACAAUCCCACUCUAGUGUAGCGGAGGAUUAGUGUGAUUGAAUUCCCGAAUUAUCCUUGCCACCACCAACCUUUUGACUGUGCUCUUCCUCGUUCUGCUCACAGACUUGUCUUCUUUGCCCUGUAAAUGCCUUUCAAUUGGUGUGCACUAUCGCCAAGUUUACUCGCAAAAACCCUAACUCGAUCUACUACGUCUAACUUGACUCACUGUGUUCCCCUUCUCAACUCGUCAUAGCAAUGAGCCGAAUUAGGAGAAUCGAGAUCCUCGAACCUUACUACCCCUCCAUCUAUGUUAGCGAAGUCUCCAUUUUCACUCCCAAGAUACCAGCUUUUCCCUCAUUUGUAAUUGAAGAGGAACCCAAUGAUCACAGUGUUGCUCUUGAUCUUUUAAGCCCCAAGCCCAACCCCUUUGAGCUCUUCGACUCGGUGUCGAAUCUAAUCCAAAUUGAGAAAGCGCCGUCUUUUUGCUCCUACAAGAGGAUCCAGACACGAGUCGGGACCGAAAUGUGCUUGCAGACCCUAUGUGGUCGAGUCAGCAGUCUUGAGUCAAGGUUUGACAGCUUGAUCAACGCGAAGGUUUACGAGGGGGACCGGAAGUUCACAUGGACUGCGGAGGUCAAGCGACCAGUGGAGAGGAAGAACAAGUGGACUGCGGAGAUCAAAGAAGGAAGGAAAAAUAAAGAAGAGAAGAAGGCGGGAGUUGAGAAGAACUACAAAUGGAUCGCUGAGAUGAAGGGAAAAGAAGAGGAGCAUCCGAUCUCGCGGAAGUACACAUUCGAAGUGUCCAGUGGCGAUGCGGGUGAGUGUAGCGGAUCAGGAAAGAAAGAGAAAAAGGAUAAGAAGGAGAAGAAAGUAAAGAAGGGAGAGAAUGGAGUGCGUCUCGUGGAGAUUGAAGAACCCCAUGAUCAUGGGGUUUUAGCUCUUAGACAGGCUUUUGCAAAGAGAGCUGGAGCUUCCAAAAUUAGCAAAGGAAAGCAGAAGGAAUUGUCUCCUCAAGAUGCUGCAUUGAUGAUCCAGCUGACUUUCAGAGCCUAUCUGAUACGUAGAUCAAAGGCUCUUCGUGCUCUUAGAGAGCUGGCAAUUGCCAAAGCGAAGUUGAAGGAAAUCAGAGCGUUGUUCAACAAUUUCUCCUACCGUAGACAAGUAGCCCGUGAUGCAGAGGAGCGCCAGAGGUUCUCUGAAAAAAUUAUUGUGCUCCUCCUUACUGUUGUUGCCAUUGAGGGACCUGAUCUAAUGGUGCGCGCUGCAAAAAAGUCCAUGGUGGAUGAGCUAGAAGCAAUGCUUGACGUGGUGGACACUCAGCCUCCGGGGAAAUUACUUUCCAUGAAAAGACGGACAUUUGAUAUGCCUGAUGGUGUUAUCAGGAAAGAAACAGCUUGAUAAUUAAGUGAAUCGCACUGGCACUUUUGAGGCAUGCUUGUGAUGACAUGGGUUUGUUGGGAUCAUCCCGUGGCUUUACUUGGUGUUCUGACUUCUUUUGGUGUUGUAAAAUAUGGAGCUGACUAGUAUGGUUCAGUUGUUGAUUUCUGUUGGGCUGCAGUUGGCUGGACAAAUUCGUAGUUCUUUCUAAAAGUUCAAGUGAUGGAGUGUUUGUUUCCUAUAUUUUUACGUAAUAUUAUCAGAAUUCGUGGAUUGACGGAUAAA